AUGGCGCCCGAUCUGAGCGCCCAGGACGCGUUCUGCAUGACGGAGACUUGGUUAUCAGCCGACGUCGCCGACUCCGAACUGCAGCUGGGCUGGGACCAACACACCUGGAUACGACGGGACCGCCCUACACACGGCGGAGGCGUCGCUUGUGCAGUCAAAACCCAGCUGCACCCGACCCGGCGACGCGACCUGGAGCCUGACACCGCAGAAGUACUGGUGGUACAGCUCGCUCCGGUGGCGGCUCCGGCCGCCACCGCCGCCCCAACAGCGCCCACCACUGCAGGCUCUCCAGUGUCGGCCGGAGCCACGGCGCCGGCUCGUCCUUCGCCAUCGGCGACUGCUGCUGCUGAGUCGCCGCCAUUGCCGCCACCCGAGCUGCAGGUGUUGGACGCCGCCAACUCAUACUCGAAGCCGGGGCGGACCCGUGAGGACAAGGGUCGCGAGCUCCAUGUUAUCAGGAGGUCACAGGAGAGAGAGCCGGCCGGCGCCGUGGAACAGGUGCACCUUUCCGAGUUUUGCGUCCAGGAAGAUCAGUCGCUCCGUCCCGUCGACCUGGUCGGCGACUCUACGUAUCGGCUGGUGGGCGUCAUCAGCCACUACGGCGGCACCGCGCACUCGGGACACUAUGUGUCUGACGUGUACAGUGUAGGACGGGACAUGUGGUUCCAUUACGACGACCAGCGAGUCAGCUGCGUGGACGAGGCGUACGUCCUGAAUGAAGGUCACCAACGGGACGGUUAUACCUUCUUUUACCUCCACAAGGAGCUCUGCAGCCAGAUAAGGAGGUGCAGGAGACUGAGGGGCGACGACAUCCGGAGCAGCAACCGCAGUCACCAUCGGACUCGUCAGGUACCGAGGAGUUCGAAGUGCUGCACACGCACAAGGUUCGACGAGAGGAAGUACCCAGAGCUCUUUUCGGAGGGGCUUGGGGAGGUCGCAGGAGCACAGGCGCAGGUGGAACUGGAAACCGGGGCGCAGCCACGGUUUUUCAAGAGCCGACCUGUUCCGUUCGCUCUGCGGGACAAGGUGAACAAGGAACUGGAACGCCAGAUCAAAGAAGGUGAUUCCGUGCUGCUGCGAGACCUGCGACCCGGCUCGGCGACUAAGUGGCGCAGAGCUACUGUUACUGGACGGGUCGGACCUCUGGUGUACGAGGUCUGCAUCGACGGCCGGACCCGGACCGCUCACCUGGACCACCUGCUGGCGGACCGGACCGUGGGUCGGACCGUUGCGGAUACGGUUCCGCGGACCGUGCCGGACCGCCCGGUGCCGGCCGCUGUUCCGGGACCCGAGCCGGCCCGAACCGACUAUAGAUCGGGGGAGUAUCUGGCGUACGACCGGUGCGCGUCUGCCGGUGGUGCAUCGGUGCCGCUGCCGAGUGAGAUCGAGACGCCCGGGGAGGCUCAUCGGCGUCGGGAGAGUGGGGACUCCCACAGGGAGCGGUCCCAGCGCUCUUCAGAGGACUCUGGAUUGUGGGGUGCGGGUGAGGCUCGUGUGCGACCGGGGAAUGAGUGUCAGAGUGAACCAGUGUUAAGACGUUCCGAGCGCUUGAGGAACAAGUUUUCGUGAAGGGGGGAAAAGUGAUAUGUACUGGUAUUUGCAUCUCGAGGUGGUGGUGAGUUUGCAUCUCUGACACAGGCUCGUCGGCUGACGCCGGUCAUGUGGUCAGCUGGCCCCGGGCUACGCCGGGCUGGCCGG
This is a messenger RNA of Amphibalanus amphitrite, 1698 nucleotides long. RefSeq lists its product as uncharacterized. Gene Ontology annotation, molecular function: cysteine-type endopeptidase activity; cysteine-type deubiquitinase activity. Gene Ontology annotation, cellular component: nucleus; cytosol. The record is from RefSeq and is a predicted model, not a curated record. NCBI's taxonomy places the organism in Eukaryota, Metazoa, Arthropoda, Thecostraca, Balanomorpha, Balanidae. Bases 1 to 1569 code for a protein of 522 amino acids. Gene Ontology annotation, biological process: protein deubiquitination. The transcript is spliced from 5 exons.